AUGGCUAUCUCCUGGACGAAACUCCCCCCUCCGGAGAGGGUUCCCUACGCAAUCCCUCAGCUGGAGGGAGAACGUAUUUCAAUUCCUGGCAGUAAGGGGGUAUUCCGUAUCCUAGCGUCCUCAAAGCAGACAAAUGGCUUGAUGGCUGUUUUCCAAAGCGGUGCGGUGCUGUCCGAUGCACCGGGAUUCCAUUACCACAACCACGCCCAUGACGUUUUCUUAGUUACGAAAGGCUAUCUAAAGCUAUGGAAUGGAGAUAGAUGCCGCAUCAUGGGACCAGGUGACUUUGCAUAUGCGCCACCGACAGUCGUUCAUAAUCCCGAAAUGUUAGGUCCGCAUACAGAACUCUACGGCCUGAUAACUCCCGGGGAUUGGGUUGACUUCUUCCGACACGUCUCCGAGCCCUACGAGGGGCUACUGGUUCCCGAGAGUGACGACCGGGAUUUGAAGUCCCUGUUGAUACCCAAGGUUAUGGCUGCGAAGGAAAAGUUUGAUGUCGUCUUCCAACCAAACUAUCAACCUCCAGAUUUAGGAGACUGGACAAAAUAUGAUGAACGUCUCCCGGACUCUUCGCAGCCGUUUUACCUACGUGCCAACACCGGUCCAAGAUGGAUGUUGGGAGGUGUUAUGUCUCGGCCAUUUAUCACAACGACCCAAAGCAACGGGGUGUGCGCAAUUUCAAGUAUCGAAUCGUCCAACCAAUAUAGCCCUUCACUACUAUCAGAAUAUAUGACGUUCCACGAUGUGGAUCACUGCCUUUGUAUUCAAGAGGGAACCCUGAUCGUCCGUCUGAAGGGUUUACCGGAUGCUGUCUUCCGUGAAGGCGAAACGGUGGUCAUUCCAGCCGGUCAGACAUUUGCCCUAGCUUUCGGCAGCAAAUACGUACGGGUCUGGUCUUUCACAGAUGGAGAUGGCAUUGAGAGUCUGGUGCAUCGGUUGGGGACGCCAUUCGAAGGCGUUGUUCUGCCUGAUAGGGAGUUAGAAUGGGAUUCGGCCCAGGUUGGAUCUGUUGCAAAGGGGCUCAAUCGAUCGCCAUCAAUUCGCACCACAGUGGAUGAUUCUGGUCCACCUCGGGCGAAGCGGCCGCGUGCUGCUCAAGCCUGCGACAGGUGUAGAACAAAAAAAUAUAAAUGUGAUGAAUCAUACCCUUGCUCGCACUGCAAGAAGAAGAAAGUAGAUGAGCUUUCCGCAAAGCUCCGCGUGGCUGAAUCUGAAAUUGCUUCUCAGCGCUCUCCUCAGUCUCAGAGAGAGGCGACAGCCCCUGAAACAAGACAGGUACCCCAUGCCAUAAUAGAUGCAACCCCGUGUUCUAUGCCUCGGCAUGGCUCGACCCCAAGAGAAGAGAUAUCACUGUCAUACGACAAUCAUGACGAGGCCGGGGACUCCGUGGAAGAUGAAAUCAGCGAGCUUAAUCACCACACCAACGGCAUCGAGUUCCAUGGAAGCACAUCAUCAACUGCACUAAUAGGCCAUCUUCAAAAGAGGCACGAGCCCGGCCGAACUCAAGAGCAACAUAAUCUCAAUGGCGUGCCAGAGUACUCUAUAGUAUCUACACUACAUAAUUCAAGUUUCUCGCCCUCAUAUACGGCUGGCCCGGCGCAACCCGGGGCACUUCAUGAGCACAACUACUACUUUGAACAGGCUCAUGCAUUUAUGAACGGAUAUUUUGAGAACAUCCACUUUAUUCAUCCUUUGAUUGACAAAGAGGACUUCUGCCUGCGGGCUCAUGAUCUAUGGUUCAACCGAAAGAAACAACCAGAACCAAGUUUUGUCGCACUGUAUCUAAGCAUCCUCUCAUUUGGCGCCUUGGUUCGUGUUUGGGAUGAGGAGCGACUUGGAGGCUUAACGCGUUUCGAGUGGAGCCGGAAGUUGUUCGGGGAAGCCCAAGUCUAUCUGAACUAUUUGCAGUUUUCGAAUAAUCUGGACACAGUCCAGUGCUUGUACCUCAUGGCUAAAAUUUGCCAAAACGAGCUCAACCCGAACUUGGCUUAUAUGUACUUGGGCCUUGCUAUACGCACAUGUCUAGCAGCUGGUUUCAACAGGGAAGUGCGUAACUCUACAGAGCAAAGGGCAGGUUGGAUCUCCAAAACUUGGUGGGGCUUAUUCUCUCUCGAAAUUGAGAUGAGCUUUUCUGUUGGCCGUCCGGAUACUCUAGGAAUGGAUGAAUAUCACAAUCGAGCUCUUCCGGAAAGAGACGAUUCCGAAUACGCCAUCAUACCAUGGAUGGUUGAUUUUGCACAAAUGAUUCGUAAGGUGUCUGUGCAAAUCUAUCAUUCACGAAUCACCUUGCAGGAUAAAUUGCAGGUCGCGCUGCAAAUCGAGGCUGAGUUGGAUAGAUGGAUGUUGAGACUUCCGGAGAGAAUUAAGCCGGAUGUCCUGAGACAACGAGCAUCUGGCGGUACACUGCGAGACCCAAAGUGGGCUCGCCGGCAAAGAUUGGUCCUGGGUAUUCGCUACUAUAACGUCAAGAUGCUCCUAUUUCGCCCUUUCCUGAGUCAUUUUACACGCAAAUUAAGACAUCCACCGAUCGAGCUGGAACAGACUAUCGGGAAGUGUCUUGACGCUGCGAUGAAAACAAUUGAAGUCAUCUAUGAUAUCUACCGAGUCCAUACGUUCUUCCGGUGCUGGUGGUAUAACACAACAUAUGCGAUGUUCGCCACAUCAACUCUGCUACUCCCCAUGGUCAAGCUUGGCAUGUGCCCUGAAACUAUCCCGUUGCGACGAUCCGUGGAGAUGGCGUUGGAAAUCUUGGAAGCGAUGGAUGAAUCGGUCGUGGCACGGAAGUCCGUUGAUCUAAUCAAACGUUAUCUCAAAGAAUUCAGCUUGUCGGACGCCCAAUCAAGUAUGGGGAACAUUGAAGGAAGUGUUCCGGCGUAUGCAGCGGAGACCCCUAGUCAGGGUACUUUUGAUAUACCGGAAUGGGCCCACGGCUUUGGAUUCCCGGACUGUUCGUUUGAAGGAAUCGCCCGGCUCUUCGAUGAUAUAGGAGGACUGCCAAUGUUGGACAAUUGA
Molecule: messenger RNA, 3012 nt
Organism: Aspergillus pseudonomiae
Lineage: Eukaryota; Fungi; Ascomycota; Eurotiomycetes; Eurotiales; Aspergillaceae
Product: RmlC-like cupin
Exons: 11
Coding region: 1-3012 (1003 amino acids)
Biological process (GO): positive regulation of transcription from RNA polymerase II promoter by galactose; DNA-templated transcription
Cellular component (GO): nucleus
Molecular function (GO): DNA-binding transcription factor activity, RNA polymerase II-specific; RNA polymerase II cis-regulatory region sequence-specific DNA binding; zinc ion binding
Source: RefSeq, a predicted model, not a curated record